Messenger RNA from Mycotypha africana, 1398 nucleotides. RefSeq names its product kinase-like domain-containing protein. The transcript has 5 exons. Gene Ontology annotation, molecular function: protein serine/threonine kinase activity; ATP binding. Lineage: Eukaryota; Fungi; Mucoromycota; Mucoromycetes; Mucorales; Mycotyphaceae. The record is from RefSeq and is a predicted model, not a curated record. Gene Ontology annotation, biological process: protein phosphorylation. Bases 1 to 1398 code for a protein of 465 amino acids.
AUGGGCGCUUUAUGCUGCAAACAACGAGAAGAAAUAGACGAGUUACAAGGGCCUGAACUCAAUCAUUUCCAUUUACGUCAGAUUAUUGGAGCAGGUGUCUUUGGCAGAGUACGAAUCGUUCAACAUAAACGCAGUAGAAAGAAAUACGCAUUAAAGUACAUAAACAAAUCACUUUGUAUCAGACAAAAAGCUAUAGCCAACAUAAUUUCAGAACGAAAUCUGCUACAAAGUAUCAACCAUCCUUACAUAGCAAAUCUAAGAUUUGCUUUUCAAGACGAUGAAUCAUUAUUUAUGGCACUUGACCUUAUGCCCGGUGGAGAUUUACGACGGCUUAUACAGCUAAACGAGCAACAACAACAACAACAGUUACAACCAAGCAUUUUUACAUUCAACGAGCUACAGGUACGACAUUAUGUCGCUACGAUCGCUAUCGCAUUAAACUACCUGCAUAGAAACCGAGUCAUCCAUCGCGACAUCAAGCCCGAAAAUAUCUUAUUGGACGAUAAGGGUUACGCUCACCUCAGCGAUUUCAAUAUCGCUGUUCGAUACAAUGUUAAUCAGCCUUUGUUGUGGUCUAUGGCAGGAACCAUAGCCUACAUGGCUCCGGAAAUGGUAGCAAGAAAAGGAUAUUCUACUUCAGUCGAUUGGUGGAGCCUUGGUGUGGUCGCUUUUGAACUUUUAUUUGGCAAACGACCUUUUACAGCACCAUCAAAAGAAGCUUUAGCGCAAUCCAUCCUACAUGAUCCAAUUGAUUUUCCUGAAAACGUACAUCAAAUUGUGUCAAGAGAUUGUCUUGACGUUUUAGUUGGUUUGCUGGACAAAUCAUCUUUCCCAAGAUUGGGCGCCAAUAUUCAUGGAUUUGAAGAAUUUAAAAGACAUCCUUGGUUUGAUGGCUUGGAUUGGGAACUGUUGGAACAGAAACGCUUACCACCACCUGUUCGAUUAGAUAAAAACGCCAAACUACGAAAAGCGAUAACAGAGCAACAACAACAGUUGUUUCACGAAGAUGGUCUGAAAUCUAAUAAGCGAGUAUCACCUUCAAUGACGUUGUUACAUUUUGAUGAUUCAGAAACAGUACCUGUUACCGAAGAAGCUAGACUUCAUUUGCAAUUAGAAGAACAGUUUCUCAGUUACGACUUCCAACGACCAGAUAACCAGUAUCUCUUACCCGGAAAAAUAUCCCCUAUUUAUUCAACUAACGAUCAGCAGCAGCCAGAAACAACCAUUACUUCUAACGUUGCUAUGAUGGAACAGCGUGAAAGUCAUUUCUUAGCUAAUUUUCUAGAGCAAAGACGAAAUUCACUCAAACGACAAUACGAUAAAUUCAAACGAAGAUCACAAUCGAGUUAUCAAGAUCUGCCUAAUUCCACACUACCAUCAUCAACCACUGUUGACUAA